AGUAGCGAGCAGGACGGAGCUGCGUAGCGAAGACGAGAGAAGCAAUUUGACGCCGAGCUCUGCACGCGCCGAAGCUCUCUCUGCUACUUGUGUUGCUCUCCCUGCUUGCGCUCCAUCGCCGCAGCUGACCCAUUUGCCCUUCUUCGCAGGGCGUGUUGGAAUUGAGCAUCUCUGACAAUGGCUGACCAGCGUUGCCCCAGCGUGGUGAGCAAGAUGGGUGGAACAUCAUACCUGGGUUCCAGAUUUACACCUAGUCGUGCCAUGUACCCCGCCUACGAUUUCAGCACUCCUUUCGCGGCCGCUGCCAAGCUCGGUGCUCUGCCCAGGCAGACGGGAUUCAACUCCCCGUGCCCCAUCGACGUGACCGGCGGGAGGAACAUGUCGAGCCAGGUGUUCGUUCCGGCUGCGAAUGAAAAGACAUUCGCUUCGUUCAUGACCGACUUUCUGAUGGGGGGUGUGUCGGCCGCGGUAUCUAAGACAGCAGCUGCGCCCAUCGAGCGUGUGAAGCUGUUGAUCCAGAACCAGGACGAAAUGCUGAAGUCCGGGCGUCUGUCUCACCCUUACAAGGGCAUUGGCGAGUGCUUCAGCCGAACCAUUAAGGACGAGGGAAUGAUGUCGCUGUGGCGUGGGAACACUGCGAAUGUGAUCAGAUACUUCCCGACGCAGGCUUUGAACUUUGCAUUCAAAGAUUACUUCAAGGCUCUGUUCGGGUACAAGAAGGACAAGGACGGAUACUGGAAAUGGUUCGCCGGCAACUUGGCAUCUGGAGGUGCCGCGGGAGCGUCAUCUCUAUUGUUUGUGUACUCUCUAGACUACGCACGUACUCGUUUGGCGAACGAUGCGAAGUCUUCGAAGAAAGGAGGAGGCGAGCGGCAGUUUAAUGGACUGGUGGACGUGUACAAGAAGACUUUGGCGACAGACGGUAUUGCGGGACUGUACAGAGGGUUCGCGAUCUCUUGCGCGGGUAUCAUCGUGUACAGGGGCCUGUACUUCGGAAUUUACGACUCGUUGAAGCCAGUGGUGUUGGUGGGCAACUUGGAGGGCAACUUCUUGGCCAGUUUCUUGUUGGGAUGGGGUAUCACGAUCGGUGCGGGUCUGGCUUCAUACCCCAUCGACACGGUUCGGCGUAGGAUGAUGAUGACCUCCGGAGAGGCAGUGAAGUACAACGGGUCCAUGGAUGCGUUUAGGCAGAUUUUGGCGAAGGAAGGAGCGAAGUCAUUGUUCAAGGGCGCUGGUGCUAAUAUCUUGCGUGCGGUGGCAGGAGCUGGAGUGUUAUCCGGAUACGAUCAGUUGCAGAUAUUACUUUUGGGCAAGGCUUACUCCGGCGGCAGCGGCUAAGUGCUUGUAGCGGAUGAUGAAGAUAACUACUUGACGGCGAUUGACCUGUGCUGGUAACUUUUGAUAUGAGGAGACCUGGUUGUUCUUCUGCACGGAGAACGUUAGUUUGUAGCGUGGAGCUUUAUGCUAUUCUGAAUGCGCCUGGAGGCCUCAUGGAGCAUCUACGUUACACGAUUAUUUUUCUUGCUUCAUAGAAAUCCAAUUUUAUUUUUAUAGAAAGUUUGAUACCCCUGGUGGCUUUCUCUUUGUGCGUUAAGUCACGCAGUGGUUGUCUUAAUUUAUUUUUACAGUUGUGAAUCCUUCGCUUA
Molecule: messenger RNA, 1646 nt
Organism: Physcomitrium patens
Lineage: Eukaryota; Viridiplantae; Streptophyta; Bryopsida; Funariales; Funariaceae
Product: ADP/ATP translocase
Biological process (GO): mitochondrial ADP transmembrane transport; mitochondrial ATP transmembrane transport
Cellular component (GO): mitochondrial inner membrane
Molecular function (GO): ATP:ADP antiporter activity
Source: RefSeq, a predicted model, not a curated record